This is a messenger RNA of Neofelis nebulosa (Clouded leopard), 3325 nucleotides long. It is a transcript of the gene PHLDA1, whose product is annotated as pleckstrin homology like domain family A member 1. Gene Ontology annotation, cellular component: nucleus. The transcript is spliced from 2 exons. Gene Ontology annotation, biological process: positive regulation of apoptotic process. The record is from RefSeq and is a predicted model, not a curated record. NCBI's taxonomy places the organism in Eukaryota, Metazoa, Chordata, Mammalia, Carnivora, Felidae. The coding region runs from base 183 to 1358 and encodes 391 amino acids. Gene Ontology annotation, molecular function: phosphatidylinositol phosphate binding.
CACUCGUCGCCGGGCACCUGGGGCGCCCAGGGCCGUCGCCCUACGCACAGACGAGGAGUUUCCGGGGCUGGAGUCCCUGCAGCCAGCGCAGGGAACAAGCGCGGAAGAGAGUGGGCGGCGGGAGGCGGAGCAAGAGAUGCGGGGGGCGUGGACGCGGCCCGCUUUGGAAAGGCCCCAAGUUAAUGAGGCGUGCGCCGGCAGCAGAGCGCCUUUCCGAGCUGGGCUUUCCCCCGCGGUGCGGGCGCCAGGAGCCGCCUUUUCCGCUGGGUGUCACUCGGGGGUGGGGGGGAUGGCCCAUUCAAAAGCGCCGCGAGGGGGCCCGGCCAGUGCCUUUCAGUGAGCGCUCGAAAGAGGACGGCAGAGGCCCGGAGGCUCGCUGCUCCGGGACCUUGUGGCGCAUCAGGACGCGGCUGCCCUCCUGCCCGGACCCCGAGCCGCCUCCGCCGCCGUCGCUCUGCUUCCUGCGCGUUAGCCUUCUCUGCGCGCUCCGGGCAGGCGGCCGCGGGAGCCGCUGGGGCGAGGACGGCGCGCGGCUGCUGCUGCUGCCCCCGGCCCGGGCGGCUGGAAGUGGAGAGGCCGAGCCGAUCGGCGCCCCUCCCUAUGCCGGGAGGAUGUUGGAGAGCAGCGGCUGCAAAGCGCUGAAGGAGGGUGUGUUGGAGAAGCGCAGCGACGGGUUGCUGCAGCUCUGGAAGAAAAAGUGCUGCAUCCUCACUGAGGAGGGGCUGCUGCUCAUCCCGCCCAAGCAGCUCCAACACCAGCAGCAGCAGCAGCAGCAGCAGCAACAGCCCGGGCAGGGGCCGGCCGAACCGUCCCAACCCGGAGGGCCCGCCGUGGCCAGCCUCGAGCCGCCGGUCAAGCUCAAGGAAUUGCACUUUUCCAACAUGAAGACCGUGGACUGCGUGGAGCGCAAGGGCAAGUAUAUGUACUUCACUGUGGUGAUGGCCGAGGGCAAGGAGAUCGACUUUCGGUGCCCGCAGGACCAGGGCUGGAACGCCGAGAUCACGCUGCAGAUGGUGCAGUACAAGAACCGUCAGGCUAUCCUGGCGGUCAAGUCCACGCGGCAGAAGCAGCAGCACCUGGUCCAGCAGCAGCCCCCGCAGCCGCAGCCCCAACCCCAGCCCCAGCCCCAGCCCCAGCCUCAGCCUCAGCCUCAGCCCCAGCCCCAGCCUCAGCCUCAGCCCCAGACACAAUCUCAGCCGCAGCCCCAGCCCAAGCCCCAGCCGCUCCACCCAUAUCCGCAUCCGCACCCUCACCCGCACCCGCACCAACUACCGCACUCGCACCAACAACCGCUCUCACAACCGCUCUCGCAGCCGCACGGCCACCGGCUCCUCCGCAGCACCUCCAACUCUGCCUGAAGGGGGCAGCACCCGGGCCAGACCAGGUUUUGAGGACUUAAAGUGGGACGAACACCUGUCUAUUGUCUUCACUUGAAUCGAAAACAAAAGUCUCCCCGCCCUGCACGAGAUCGAGUAGUUUGGACCUCACCCGACUGAUAACUUGAGAUUCCUCUUAGUUUUCUGCAUACUCUUCAUCACAAUGCAAGAGACGGUUUCAGUCCAGAAGGCUUUAUUUAUGAACCUUUGAAAGGCUCUUCCAGUAUGGUGGACCUUCUAGGAGCGAUGAUGUACUGUAAUUUUAUUUUAAUGUAUUUUGAUUUAUGAUUAUUUAUUAGUUUUUUUAAAUGCUUGUUUUAAGACAUUUCUGAAUGUAGGCCGUUUUCCAAAAGAGAAACUUUUAUUUUCAAAAACCUAUUCCCUAGUAAGUUCUGAUCCUGGAAAAGAAAAAAGUAGAAGGGCGGUGGAGGGGAAAACCAUUAAGAACUCAUUCGUUAUUCCUAGGCAUUUUCAGAAGGUCUGACACUUUCAUUGUUAUGCCAGGUGGUUGAAAUUAAACUCUGAUAUUACUUCAUUUUUUUUUUGAGAUUUUUUCUUUAGACAUAUAUUUUCUGUAGAAGUUUAAGAAAGCUAAGUGUUCAAAAUUGUGUAAUUAUGAAAAUCUAACCGCUUUUCUAAAAGGAAAUUCAUAGUAGUGGUAUCUAAUUCCAAAUAUUUAAACCAUAACCCAAGGUGACAGCAGGAUGAGCAUAUCUUGAAUGUACGGUAGGGCUGGGUGUAAUGUAGGAAAAGCUUUGCUUGUAUCAUCCGUUUGAAGGGCUUAGUAAGGAGAUUUCCAUGGUUUCUGAGUAUGACUGCCUUAGGUGUUUCCUUUCAAAAAACACAGUGCAGGGGAAAGAAAACCAUUCAGCUUGCUUAAGAGAACAUUUGUGCUCUUAUCCACACGAGAGAUUACCCUUCUCCAAGAUCUUCACAUGCUCCGCUUGAACCACGUUUUCUGACCCUUUUACCCUAGGGUCUAGAAAUACACCCUAGAAUCUCAUAGCUUAAAAUACAGUUUGUAAAUAUUUCAAAGGACCAGGGGUCACUGCUUUUAGGUAUUCAUACUGAAAAUAACGUUGAUCAGAGAAACCCACUGUUUUACUUUUCAUGGCUCUGUGAGACAUUUGAGGGUUCUAUGUUUUGUAGUUAGGUUAGCUAAACUCAGAAAUUGAAAAAGGAAGGACAGGAUAAACACUGGAUUUUCAGUGAGAAAACAACCCAGUCUUGUUUUAGCAGCCACUUGUUCAGGAGUCUGAGGGGCGGGGUGGAGGGGGGAGGAUGUGCUUUUAAAGGUAGAACAAGCCCUCCUCUGUGUCAAAUCAAAAGGAUGGUCAGAAUCCACAAGGGCAGAUGCUACUUAAGCUUAAAAAGAGCAUAGUUGAUACCAAAUCUUCCUGGGGCUGAAAAUCACUUCCUAUCUGCAUGGCUUUACUGACAGUCUCUGUUUCCCAUUACCUUUUCCGCAAAGUCUUGAUCAGUAUUUUUCCAGCACUCAAAUUGGAAUGGUCAGGAUUAGGCGAUUGCUAUGUUAUGUGGUCAAGAAAUGAAAAUAGAAUUUUAUGCUAGAGAUGUCUUUAUUCUCCUUCCAUCUAGAAAGGAGUCUCAAGAUCAGAUUCCUGUUUAGUGCAAUAUUGAAGUGAUGAAACUUUGAGAUCACAACCCGAAUCUGAAAAGUUGUGGGGCAAGACUACAAGUCAGGCAAAUGGCAAGCAGAACUGAAUUGGGCUCUCGCUUUCAGUGGCUAAGGCACGGUUGUGAAAAUACGCUGUAAAGAUUUUAUAUAUACAGGAUACAGGCAACUCAGACAGCAAAUCUGAAGAGUUCUUAAGUGUGAUUUGGCUUCUGAGAAGCUACUGCUGUGCAUUUUAGAGAAUGCCUCUUUGUACUGUCAUUUUAAUGCAUGCAGAUCAUAUAACCCCCAAUUAAACCGCAGUUUUUUAUGUCAA